CGCGGCCAACAUGUCGAACACCAUCGCCCUAUACCCGCUCUCCAACUUCACAUUCAGCACAAAAGAGGCCCAGCCCGAAGAGGACCCCUCGGUGUCCGCCCGCCUCCAGCGCCUCCAGAACAACUACGAGGACUUUGGCAUGCGCCGCACCGUCGAGGGCAUCCUCGUCGUCCACGACCACGGGCACCCCCACAUUCUCAUGCUCCAGAUCGCCAACGCCUUUUUCAAGCUCCCAGGCGACUACCUCAAGCCAGGCGAGGACGAGAUCGACGGCCUCAAGCGCCGCCUAGACGACCGCCUCGCGCCCCCGCCCGAGUCCCGCCAGUUCAACGCGAGCCACGGCGUCGACAACGAGUGGGAGAUCGGCGACUGUCUCGCCCAGUGGUGGCGCCCCAACUUUGAGACUUUCAUGUACCCCUUCGUGCCAGCACACAUCACGAAGCCCAAAGAGUGCAAGAAGCUGUUCCUCGUCCAGAUGCCCGAGCGCAAGGUCCUCGCCGUCCCAAAAAACAUGAAGCUCCUCGCGAUCCCGCUCUUUGAGCUGUACGACAACGCCGCGCGCUACGGCCCCCAGCUGUCCGCGAUCCCGCAUCUCCUCUCUCGGUACAACUUCAUCUACCAGUGAAAAAACGCAUGCGAGACGCGAGCCUUGGUGUCGCUCUCGCACUGGCACUACCAAAUUCAUGAAGAUACGAACGCGACUGUGAAGCAAACUGUUUUCUUGCACUGCACCCAGCACCUCUUACGUACACGAAGCUCCCCUCGGGAUCGAAGAGAGAGAGAGAGAGAGCCCACGACUCAAUCCAACGCAUGUACUGUAUAAUACCGUCGAGAUACGAUGCAUAACGAUAGCACAAAUCGCGCUCUGAGAAAUAAUAUCACAACGGUUGCGCGCCUGGUUGCGUUCACCAAAAACAAUCAACUCGUGAGGUUAUCAGAGCGUCUACAUGAAAUAACAAGCGAGUCCUCGCCCAUGACAAAAUCAAACAGCAACCAGCAGCAAAACAUCACCUCCGCCUUCUCCCGCCCGCACCACCAGCACCGACCACGACGCCAGCACCAGGCGGCACAACGAGCGCCUCGCUCGCGCGCUUCACGUCGUACUCCCACGUCGCAUACAGCGUCGCGUCCGGCAACGACACCGCCGGCCCCGCUCCUCCCGCUCCCGCUCCUCCCGGGGCGCCAUGCUUCUUGUCGCCGUCCUCCAUCCGCUCUUUUUUGACGAUAUCGCCAUUAGGCGCGGAGGGAUGCGGUGUGGAGGCAUUGGGGCCAGAGGAGGGAGGAAGAGAGGACGAGGACGAGGACGAGCCGUUCCACGGCGCGGGCACGCCUGGGCCGUAGUACAGUUUCUGCGUGCCGCGCGCGAGCGGGGGCGGGGGUGCGAGGCGCGUUGUGCGUGUGUAUACGUUUGUCUGUGUGCGGGUGGGGUGUUAGUCAUCACGAUGGGAUUGAGAUUGGGGGGUGGUGGAGGAGUGAUAUGGGUGGUGAGGGAAUAUAAAAGAGAAAGAGAAAGAGAAAGAGAGGGAAAUAUGGAGGAGAAAGAGGAAACGCACAGGCAACACCGCCCGCGCCAGCUCAGGCACCCUGCUCC
This is a messenger RNA of Coniophora puteana RWD-64-598 SS2, 1591 nucleotides long. Its product is annotated as cleavage and polyadenylation specificity factor 25 kDa subunit. Gene Ontology annotation, cellular component: mRNA cleavage factor complex. Gene Ontology annotation, molecular function: mRNA binding. The transcript is spliced from 8 exons. The coding region runs from base 11 to 625 and encodes 204 amino acids. NCBI's taxonomy places the organism in Eukaryota, Fungi, Basidiomycota, Agaricomycetes, Boletales, Coniophoraceae. The record is from RefSeq and is a predicted model, not a curated record.